Botrytis byssoidea is the source of this 804-nucleotide messenger RNA. RefSeq lists its product as uncharacterized. The transcript has 2 exons. The record is from RefSeq and is a predicted model, not a curated record. The coding region runs from base 1 to 804 and encodes 267 amino acids. NCBI's taxonomy places the organism in Eukaryota, Fungi, Ascomycota, Leotiomycetes, Helotiales, Sclerotiniaceae.
AUGAUAGAUGAUGAGCUACGGGAAGCGAAAGCGGAAACCGAAAGAAAAAGAGGAAGAGGAGCGCAAGAUAGAAUCAAGAAGCUUCAAGAAGAGGCAACAGAAGGGGAACAAGCAUUCCGACAAGCGAAGCUAGAUACAGAGACCCGGCACAGGAAGGAACUUGGGCAGUUGGCUGCUAAUCUGGAGGCUGCGACUACCAAGGCACAGCAAGCUUCUACAGAACUGCAAAAGAUAAAGCAAGGUUCCGCAAAAACACUGGCAGAGCUUGACGCCAAACUGGCCAAGAAUACUGCGGCUUUAAUGGGAAAGGAACAAGAGCUGUCAAUAGCCACAGAAGCUCUUGCCACAAAGGUGGCUGACUUCGAAAGUACCUCGAAGGCUCUCUCAGAAAUACAGCAGAGCCAUAGCAACUGUUCCAAGAAGAUCAAGUCACUAGAAAUCGAUUCGCGAGACGCAAAAGCUAUCAACAACGCCAGCCGAACAAGCACCCAUGCGGAAGCUGAUAGAAUGAAGAAAGGAAUCGCAAAAGCUACCGCGGAUCUCGAAGCACAUCUCAACGAAUCAGAGUGUAAUGAUCAAGGGUUGGAGAGGAAAUGCCGUAUGUUUGAAGGCAGAUACUCCGAGCAAGUGGUUGCAUCUGCAAAAAAGGAAGAGCAACUCAUUCGAAGUGUGGUCGAGGAACGGCGCUCCCAUGAUCGAGUUUUGGAAUUGCAGCGAGAUCUCGAGAAAGAGGAGAAUGAAUUUUUCGAAUUCGAGUCGGCUUUUCGGGAUCUUCAGCAUCAGUUUGGUGUUGAUCACGAAUGA